Molecule: messenger RNA, 1896 nt
Organism: Lasiodiplodia theobromae
Lineage: Eukaryota; Fungi; Ascomycota; Dothideomycetes; Botryosphaeriales; Botryosphaeriaceae
Product: Caib baif family enzyme
Exons: 5
Coding region: 1-1896 (631 amino acids)
Source: RefSeq, a predicted model, not a curated record
AUGUCCGACGGGAAUUCGCACCACAAUGGCCCAUCACCCCUCUGCCACAUCGUCACGCCGGUUGGUAUGCUGGGCUUCGGAUUUGACGAGUUGCAGACCGCAGACAUGCUGGCGAAGCUUGUAGCAACAAACAUCCCGACCGCCAUCAUCCUCGACUCGGGAUCCACGGACAGCGGUCCUUCGAAACUGGCCUUAGGAUCCAUGUCGUGCCCGCGGGAGGCGUACACCAGAGACCUUACAAAGCUUCUGGGCAUGGUUGACACCUUCCAUGUUCCCUUGAUUUUCUCCUCAGCUGGCGGCGAUGGAAGCGAUAAUCAUGUGAAUGAAAUUCUACAAGUCAUUGAGGAAAUUGCAGAGCAGGAGAAGAACGAGCACUGCCGCUUCAAAACCGUUGCCAUCUUCUCAGGCAUCGAAAAGACCUUAGUCCGCGAUCGCCUCCGAGCCGGUGCCAUAACCGGCUGUGGACCAUGCGUGCCUCCCUUGACAGAAGAAGACAUUGAUUCAGCCCGCACCAUUGUCGGCCAGAUGGGACCCGAGCCUUUCAUUGACGCCAUGACCGCGCACCCUGACUUCGAUGUCAUCGUCGGGGGCCGCGCGUACGACCCUGCGCCCUACAUCGCCUACGCAUCCUUCCUUUCCAUCGGGCUCAAAGACAGCGUGAACUCAACUCCAGUCGAGGCGCUCUUGGGAGGCUUCUCACACAUGGGGAAGAUCAUGGAGUGCGGCGGCAUCUGCGCAGAACCGAAAUCACACGGCGCCGUUGCGAGCGUGUACCAAGACGGCACGUUUGAUAUCACCCCUCUAAGUUUGGAGGCGCGAUGCACACCGGUGUCCGUUGCGGCGCAUACGCUAUAUGAGAAGAGCCGACCGGAUCUGCUGCACGGUCCCGGCGGCUACUUGGAUGUCACCAGCGCCACGUAUGAGCAGCUGGGCGAUGGCAGGACUGUCAGAGUGCGCGGAAGCUCAUUUCAUUCUUCAAAGAGCGAUGGGAUGCCGUAUCAAAUAAAGCUGGAAGGAGCAACGACAAUUGGAUAUCGGUCCAUGUUUAUGGGCAGCGUCAGGGACCCAAUCCUCAUCGACCAGCUGGACACUUUACUCGAGCGAGUCAAGGCCUACGUGGCUGCACAGCACCGCGAUCAUUCUGGCUGGGAGCUCGACUUCCAUGUAUAUGGAAAACAGGUUCCGCCAAGCUCGGAAAUAUUCCUGAUCGGAGAAGCUCUAGCCUCUUCGCAGCAACUCGCGACAAGUUUGGCAUGCACUGCCCGCAUCGCCACUACUCAUGCGGCGUACCCGGGACAGAAAGCAACCUCAGGGAACUUUGCGUUUGGCAUCGGCGGGAAGACGGAGAUCCCAUUGGGACCAUGCCCGAAGUUUUCAAUUUACCAUCUCAUGGAUCUGAGAGAUGGGGAAGAACGACUUCAGCCAAGCGAGGAGGCCCAAGAUGCCUUGAAGAAUGGGAUAACCAGCCAGCAGAAUAAGCCCAUCGCCUCCCCAAGUCCCAGACCAUCACACCCCAACAACCAUGUUUCCCCCACAAAGCUGGGCCAUCUUGCGAGUGUCCUACGGUCCAAGAAUGCCGGCCCGUACGAGAUCACCUUUGACAUCAUGUUCGACUCCGAGUCAGUGUACAAUCUGGUCCGGCAAUUAGGCUUACUGAGCCCGAAGACGGCGGCGGAUGCACUAAAGGUUCCGCAGAACGACAUCAUCUGGUGCGGAUUUUUCGACCCAGCCCGAGCGUUCAAGGUGACCAUACCGCGCGUGAGAGCUGGGAAGAAGGUGGCCGCAGGGAGCUUUAUGGAGGAUGAUGCGCACGGAUCGCAGCAGCAUUUGGGGCUAGUGAAUUUAGAGCUUUCGACAACGAUUUUAGAGGGGCUGGGGAAGUUGGAGGUGGUGUAG